Salvelinus namaycush (lake trout) is the source of this 864-nucleotide messenger RNA. RefSeq names its product homeobox protein SIX2-like. Gene Ontology annotation, molecular function: RNA polymerase II cis-regulatory region sequence-specific DNA binding; DNA-binding transcription factor activity, RNA polymerase II-specific. The transcript has 2 exons. The record is from RefSeq and is a predicted model, not a curated record. Gene Ontology annotation, cellular component: transcription regulator complex; nucleus. Gene Ontology annotation, biological process: regulation of transcription by RNA polymerase II. Bases 1 to 864 code for a protein of 287 amino acids. NCBI's taxonomy places the organism in Eukaryota, Metazoa, Chordata, Actinopteri, Salmoniformes, Salmonidae.
AUGUCUAUGCUUCCAACUUUUGGCUUUACGCAAGAGCAAGUCGCUUGCGUCUGCGAGGUCCUCCAACAGGGUGGAAACAUUGAACGGCUCGGGCGCUUUUUGUGGUCUUUACCCGCGUGUGAGCACCUCCACAAAAAUGAAAGUGUUCUCAAAGCUAAAGCUGUGGUCGCAUUCCACAGAGGAAAUUUCAGAGAGCUUUAUAAGAUCCUUGAGAGCCACCAAUUUUCCCCUCACAAUCACCCGAAGCUGCAGCAGCUGUGGCUCAAAGCGCACUACGUCGAGGCGGAGAAGCUCCGAGGCCGCCCUCUCGGGGCUGUGGGUAAAUACCGCGUCCGCAGAAAGUUCCCCCUGCCUCGGUCUAUCUGGGACGGCGAGGAGACAAGUUACUGUUUCAAAGAGAAGAGCCGGAGCGUACUCAGAGAAUGGUACACACAUAACCCCUACCCUUCCCCGCGAGAGAAGAGGGAGCUCGCCGAAGGCACCGGGUUGACAACCACGCAAGUCAGUAACUGGUUCAAAAACAGACGGCAAAGAGACCGCGCGGCAGAAGCUAAGGAAAGGGAAAACAACGAAAACUCCAACACCAACAGCCACAACCCAUUGACUUCUUCCAUGAAUGGAAAUAAAACACUUUUGGGGAGCUCAGAUGACGACAAAACGCCUUCAGGGACUCCUGAUAACACCUCGUCGACUCCGGCUAUGCUCAUCGCUUCAAACUCGGGGCUGCAGAUGCACGGCCUAGCGCCUCCACCCGGGCCUAGCGCCAUGCCAGUGUCCAGCCAUGACUCUGUGCACCAUCAUCACUCUUUGCACGAUACUAUACUGAACCCUAUGUCGUCCAACCUGGUCGACCUCGGCUCUUAA